Pelagomonas calceolata is the source of this 2047-nucleotide messenger RNA. The record is from the annotation of a GenBank genome assembly. Lineage: Eukaryota; Pelagophyceae; Pelagomonadales; Pelagomonadaceae.
CUCAUGAGCUCAGCGGUCGGCGCACACGAUACGGUGCCAACGCAUGCAAAGACGUUGUUGUCUAGGCGUAAACCGAUCGCUCUCACGAAACAACCAGCUUUUCGCAGCUGUGCCACGCUAGCUAGCCAUGGCAUGCAUGCUAGCACCCCUGCUGCUGGUGGCUGCCGCCAGCCAUGCAUUGCAAGCGCCUCGCCGCGUCGCAAGGCACACGACGCUGCGCAUGGCCACGGAAAUCGUGCAGUUCACGACGGACUUACGCGUCGAAGAUCAUGGCGGGUUAAGCGCGGCAGCGAACGCGGACGCGUGGCUUCCAGUCUACUGCGGCACGGACGCGGACGAUGCGCGCGUCGCAAGAGCUCUGCGCGAGCUCGACGCCGAACUUAGGGAGAAAUACGACGCGCCGCUGCGCGUCGUCAAGGGAAACCCGACAAAAAUUGCCGACGUCGCAUCAAACAUGAACGCGGGCGCCGUCCACGUCUGCGCCGACGACCCUACGGUAGCGACGGAGGACCUGAAAGAGGCCCUGGGAGAUAACUUCAAGACCUGGACGGCGCCGCUGCGGGAUUUGACAAUUGAUCCCGAGCGCGACUUCGACGCGUACAUAUCAAGCCUCGGUAGCGUUAUAAAGCCCGAGGCCGCUCCGGUCAAUAUGCCGCCCCUCGCAUCCACCGAUCUGGACGGCGUCGAUUCAUUGAAACCGCAGUCGCCGCACGAGGCGCCGUGGGCAGACGUCAGUACAAAGUUCUGCGGCUGCCGGUCCCUCAAAGAAGGCCUGGAAAGCUACCUGAGCGAAGGGCGGGGGCCCUUCACCGAUCGACACUUCACGAAACCUCAGACAACUUCUCUGUACGCCGCGUCGCUGGCCUGGGUCGUCGGCGAUGGUACACCGAGCGCGCGCCUCGCGUACCGGGAACCCGCUUCACGAGCCUUCUCGGAGGCGCUGGCGCUAGGCUGUCUGAGCGUCAGAGAAGCGUAUUCACUCGCCCGACGAGGUGGAGCUCUACCUAUAACGCAGACGAAGGGUCGAGGGUGGCCCGUCUUCUUCGAGAGGACGGCGACGGCGUUAGGUGAUGUCGUCGAGUUCGGCGAGUACCACCGGUUACUCGCAUCGGCAAAGGGGCCUAGAUCGAAUGGAGACAGCUGGUAUAGGUGGGAGGGCCACCUGUGGCGACUGAAGACGCUGCGGGGCGAAGCCUCAUCAUCCCCUACAUUGGUCUGCGUCCACGGCUUCGGGGCGUCAUGUAACCAGUGGGAGCGGCUCACGGAAGCGUUACCUCAUGAUAUAGAGCACGUCGUCGCCAUUGAAUUACUAGGCUUCGGGCUCUCGGCCAAGCCCGGUAUAAGCUACACGCAGCACCUCUGGGAGCGCUACGUGAGCGACGCUCUACGACGUGUGCCGGGGCCCGUGGUGCUGGUAGGCAACUCGAUCGGCGGCGGCUUGUGUGCGGGUGUCUCCGCGAAUCAUCCCGAGAAAGUAGCCGGAUUAAUCUUGUGCAACACGGCGGGAAGCUUGUUGGAUGCGGAGCAGGUCAAGGAAGAGGGCGGUUUGGAUGUCGCUGCGAAGACGCUGAACCUUGAUUUGGCGCCGUAUGCUGGACCGCCGCAAUUUGCGUUGGACGCCUUCGGGGAAGUCGUCAUCGCCGGUCUAAGACCGAAGAUCCCCGAACUCCUAAAAAAGUACUACGACGUGCGGCCGGAAAACGCGGACGUGGCCCUCGCUAACGCUAUUUCGAGGGACGCGCGGGACCCUGGCGCGGCCAACGUUAUUGGUUCGGGUGCGAAGCUGCCCCCCCAGCGGUCGCUGAACGAGGACUUUGGGAUCUAUGAGGGCCCGAUCUUGGUCCCGCAGGGUUCUAGGGAUGCCGUGACGGGCCCCGAGCGCGCUGUUCAGCGUGCCGACGACCUCGAGAAGCUCCGGCCAGACAUCACGGUCGAGAAAUUAAUCUCGGGCCACUGCCCCCACGACGAGACCCCCGAUUUGGUCGCCGGCGCUAUUGGCGGGUGGUGGCCCCGCGCCGUGGAACGCGCUAGAAGUCUAACAAUUUAG